Rodentolepis nana is the source of this 1374-nucleotide messenger RNA. NCBI's taxonomy places the organism in Eukaryota, Metazoa, Platyhelminthes, Cestoda, Cyclophyllidea, Hymenolepididae. The record is from the annotation of a GenBank genome assembly.
GAAUCUGCAAAUUCUCCUCCCUCAUCAGGUCAACCUGUCUUAAUUGGAGCAUGGGUACGCAGAAGAUUGGCCAUUACUCAAUCUGCUCUUCAAGAUUCACAGGAGCCUUCUGCUUCAGGUCGCCCUCGAUUCAGUCCCUGCAACAAUCAAACAUCGUCUCCACGAUAUCUCAGUCACGUUCCAAUUCUUCUUCAAGGUGCACAUUGCAUUGAUCAAAUCUACACCAAUCCACACUCUUUGGACUGUGGGCACGUCUUUUGUCUUUCGCCUUGUAUUUUGUCCUUUCAAACUGACGGAGCAAGCAUCCACUGCAGUUCUUGCGGUUUUGCCUCUCCAAUAGACGACAUAAAGGUCGAAGAGAAAAUUGGAAAGGAGGUUCGCGAUUUUAAGCUGAAAAAUGAGUAUGUUGAAAUAUCUUCCUGCCCAAAUUGCCAACGUUUAAAUUGUAAUGUUUGUGAGCUCUGCAAACACUGUGAUCGCUAUUUGUGCCAUGAAUGUGCUACUUCACACCAAACUAUGUACUCAUCGGUCUUAUUUAGUCGUCUGUUAGAUCUGCAGUUGAGGUACAAGAAUUACGUGGACCGACGAGGAGAGAUGAAGUGGGAGAAUGCGAAUGAUGCUAUAGAACGCCUUCAAGAAACAAUAGAAGGAGCUCUUUUGCGUGCUGAGAUUUGUCUCGAGUCAUUGGAAAUUUUAUUCAAUGAUCAGUCUCCGGAAACGUCCACCAAAUUGACGAAGAUUACAGAGCUGUUUACUUUGAGUGAACGAAAUGGUGGCCUGUCGAAGCGCCUUUCAAAUACGGCGUCGGAAAUCAGGAAUGGUUACUCACGAACUUCCUACAAUCUUCCUUUAAACGUUCAGAACUUUGUGAACAAGUACCAGAAGGACUUUAAGGUGUCUAAGAAGGAGGUGGCAAGCUCAUCUGAGAGUUCUCUCACCUCCUCAUUAUCGCGAAAUAUAACGCCUACACCAUCUUUUAAUUUGUCAGGCCCAUACGUUCCAUCACCAUUUGAAUCCGAUGAGUCGAUACCUGCUAUUGAACUCCCGUCAAAUGAAAUUCCAACUCAAGACCAAGGCGAUAUUGGCUAUGGUGUUGGUCAUAUGUUCAUAUUUGUUAAAUGGGCGGAAGGAGGAAGCGAUUUGUUUAUCCUCAUGCAAAUGACCUUGGUUGAUGCAUUUGAAUGCCUCGUCCUUCCCUAUGGAAUGAAAUUGGCAUCUGCAAAUUUUCCUCCCUCAUCAGGUCAACCUGUCUCAAUUGGAGCAUGGGUACGCAGAAGAUUGGCCAUUACUCAAUCUGCUCUUCAAGAUUCACAGGAGCCUUCUGCUUCAGGGUACGAUCCUCUUGCGUUAAUUUCUUUAAAUGCGUACUUAUGA